Poecilia reticulata (guppy) is the source of this 5443-nucleotide messenger RNA. RefSeq names its product synapsin III (gene syn3). The record is from RefSeq and is a predicted model, not a curated record. Gene Ontology annotation, biological process: neurotransmitter secretion. Gene Ontology annotation, cellular component: synaptic vesicle membrane; synaptic vesicle. NCBI's taxonomy places the organism in Eukaryota, Metazoa, Chordata, Actinopteri, Cyprinodontiformes, Poeciliidae. Gene Ontology annotation, molecular function: ATP binding.
GCCUUUGUGUUUUAUCGCUUCCUGUCGCGAGGUUUGCUGUUGGAGAGAGAAGCGUGCUUUCCUAGAACCAGGCUUCUACUUGGCCGGGACGCGUUCAGGGACUCUGGGUUCUGCUCAGCCUGUCUGAGGCACAGAGUGCGGGGAUUCCCUCCGCCGUGGCCCCGCAGCCCACAGUCCCGCACACUCCCCUCCUGUGGGAGCGGAGAGAAGGAGGCGCACGGCUCCAUUUCAUCACCGUGACCCGGAUUUCUGUUCCUCCCCUGACCUCCUCUGGCCUGACCGACCCACCAGCCCGUCGUCAUGAACUACCUUCGCCGGCGCCUGUCUGACAGCAGCUUCGUGGCCAACCUGCCUAAUGGCUACAUGAUGGAUCUGCAGAGGCCAGCCCCGCCCGGAUCAUCCAUUUCAUCUCCUGCCUCCCCGGCCACCGAGAGGCGUCAGCCCCCCAGCCUCCCGAGCCAGACCCCAGGCUCAGGCUCGGCUUUGAGUUCAGGUUCGGCCUUGGGUUCAGGCCCGAACCCGGCCUCAGCAGCGGGUUCGGGGAGCUUCCUCAGCUCUUUUUCCAGCGUGGUGAAGAGUGCCCAGAUGGCCCAGAACGUCGCCGCCGCUGCACACGCCAAGUCAGCUGGAACGGCGGCAACUGAGGUUGCUUCUGCUGGAGGCGGUCAGCCCGCCAAGCCUGCGGUGCGCAAACCCAAGAUCCUGCUGGUGGUUGAUGAUCAGCACACUGACUGGGCCAAGUAUUUUCGGGGAAAGAAGCUGGACGGAGAAUAUGAGAUUCGAGUUGAGCAGGCGGAGUUCUCAGAGAUCAACCUGGCCUCUUACGUCAACUCAGGAUGCAUGGUGGACAUGCAGGUCAACAAAGGCGGCUCCAAAGUCGUCAGGUCUUUUAAGCCAGACUUCGUCCUGAUUCGUCAACACGCCUACAGCAUGAUUCCCGGCGAGGACUUCAGGAACAUUGUGAUCGGCCUGCAUUUUGGUGGCGUGCCGAGUGUCAACUCCCUCUUCUCUCUAUAUAAUUUCUGCAGCAAACCUUGGGUGUUUUCUCAAAUGAUUAAGCUCUACCACUCCCUCGGCCCUGAGAAGUUCCCCCUAAACGAACAAACCUUCUACCCAAACCACACACAAAUGAUCACAACCCCUUCAUUCCCUGUGGUGGUCAAGAUGGGGCAUGCUUAUGCUGGUAUGGGAAAGAUUAAAGUGGAGAACCAGCAGGACUUCCAGGACAUCACCAGCGUGGUGGCCCUGGCCGGGACCUACGCCACCACCGAGCCCUACGUCCAGUCCAAGUACGACAUCCGCAUCCAGAAGAUCGGCAGCAACUACAAGGCUUACAUGAGGACAUCGAUUUCUGGCAACUGGAAGGCCAACACGGGUUCUGCCAUGUUGGAGCAGAUCGCAAUGACGGACAGAUAUCGCAUGUGGGUGGACUCCUGUGCUGAGAUGUUUGGUGGCCUCGACAUCUGCGCCGUGAAGGCUGUCCACGGAAAAGAUGGCAACGACUACAUUAUCGAGGUGAUGGACAGCUCCAUGCCUCUGAUUGGUGAGCACGUGGAGGAGGACAAGCAGCUCAUUACAGAGCUGGUCAUCAACAAGAUGGCGCAGGUGCUGCUGGGAGUUGUUACACCUCAGACUUCUGCUGUGAAGACCACUCAGCCCAGGCGAGGCGGACACCGCUCUGCUUCGGCCUCUCCGUCACAGUCGGCCCAGGGCUCGCCUCAGAGAGCGCGAUCCGCCACCACCUCUCCCAGCCAGGCCUUCCAGCCCGGCCCCAUCCCAGCCUCCUCUGGGCCUGGAUCUCAGAAACAGUCCCCUCAUCUCAACAAAUCCCAGUCACUGACCAACACCUUCACAGAGACGUUACGGGGAAGCCUGACCGACGACGAGGCCAAGGCUGAGACCAUCCGCAGCCUCCGGCAGUCCUUUGCUAGCCUCUUCUCUGACUGAAGAAGCUCCGCCCCCCUCGAGCUUCACGUUAGAUGUCAGGUCAAAGACUAAAAAAAUUAAAAAGGGUGAAAAAAAGAGAAAAAAAAAACAGCUUCAUCUGUAACAGAGUCUCCUCUCUCUUCCAAACUUCGGCUUUGUGUUUUUUCUUUGCAUUAAUCCAGUUGUCCAUCUGCUGUUCUCAGAAUAUUAGUGAAGUUAGCACUUCAAAGGCCAAGAGAUCCUCAGGAUCUUGGAGGAAGUUCCGCUUUCAAAGGUAAUACAGUGCCUUUCAAAAGUAUUCUUCACACUUUUGUCACGUUAAAACCCAAAAACUUCACUGUAUUGAGAUUUGACCGCAGAUCAACAACAGCUUCUAAGCAGAAGAAAAAUAAGCAGGUUUAAAUAGUAAUAACCAUUAGAGUUUAUGAAUGUAACGUGACACAAAGUAAAAUUAAGACAUUUACAAGAUGCUGUUUAUUCACAGCUUCAUAAAUUUUGCCAUAACUGUCACUGUACCCGUUUACACCCUUAGAUUUGAUGACUCGAGGAAGUCUGGCCUUUCUGGUGCUGACUGCUGUAGCUACAGAAAACCCUCAUGUGGUAGCUCGUGCUGCUUGGUAUACUGUUGUUCUGCAUCCUCCCUGUGCAGCUGGUACAACCAUGUUCCUGUUUGUCUCUCUUCAUCUUUUUUCCAUUUUAAGUGACACAUGGCUUCCGAGUUAUUUUCAGAUGGCGAUGCGGUUCCACUUUGGUGUAUGUAAACGUACCAAACGGUCACAGUUCACCAGCGAGCUCUGAAGCCCCUCAGCCAGCAGUCGCAGACUUUCUCAGACAUCCAGAGUGUGACGCAGUGACUCCUCCACCCCUGGCCUAACUUUACCAAAGUGCUUUUUAAAUGGCAGAUUUAAAGAAACCCCUCUGCACUGGGUCAGGAAAACAGCCAGCUGGUAGAAACAUUUCUACCCGGUGCGAAUGCUGACUUGGCUUAUGGCCGUCGUCUUCCAUCCCAGCUCAGUUGCUCUUUAUCUUUCUAAGCUCGGUUAGUUUCACCUUUAAGCAUUUGUCGCACUGCUGCGUACCGGUGAGCAGCGAUGCUCCGUCAGGACAGAAAAGGUUCUCUUAUAUUCUGGAAUGUUCCAGAUUUUCUCUCUGUUCUCUGCAGCCCUUGUCAGCUGAAUUUACAGGUGCUCCGCAGUACGUCUUGCUUUGGAAUUCAGAGCCGUAUAUGGACUCGAACUGAAAAGCUGAGGCCGUCGUAACUUCUGAAGAUUUGUGAUUUAUUUAUAGGUUAAAAUGUUUCCUGGAAAGUGAGUUGACUUCAGAAGUCCUUAAAUCUCACUGCGUGCUGCAGGUUUUCCGAGAAAUGAACGUUGGUAAAGGUCAGAUUUGCAAACAAUAUACAGCCAUUGUGUAUUCAUGUCAUUCACACGAGGAAAAAAGGCAUUCAUACCCACGACUGAAUGACAACUUUGCUUUAAAGGUCAAUUAUUACAGUUUUCCAACUGUUUUCAGACAUGUAGAAUGAGAUUUUAUCAAUUUCCGCCAAAGAAAGCAACGAAAACAAAGCUGAGAACAUACAGUAGCUGACAGGUGCAGAAGAGUCCUGACUCUACAUCUGGAUCACUGGGCGCAGGAGUCACAGCUUCCAUCCAAAACAAUAGUAAUGAUAGCAAAGUCCUCAGCUUGCAUUUUAGUUUAUAUGUUGAAGAUUUCUGUUAUUCAUCUAUGGUGAAGAAAGUCAGGAGAAAUGUUAUGAGACGGCAGUAGCAUGGAGACCAAUCAAACCAGCACCCUGUGGAGGGCUUAAGCAGCUCUGUGUUGAGGCCAGUAUGCCUUCAAUUGAUAGCAUGUGACAAAAACUGUAAUUCAAAACAUUAAAUUUCGGGCAGCAUUCAUAUAUAUACUCUAAUUUCUGUGUCACCAAAAUAUUUGAAGAGAGUUUUACUUUUUUUUUCUCUACUUGGUGUUUUACCAAAUAUGGCUUCAAACCUUCCAAUCAAACUCGGUCAGCUGAAGCUAGUUAGCAACAAUAAACACACAGGAGGAUCAUUCAGAGAGAAUGGUUAGCAUAACAUGAUAUGCGUAGAUCAGUAGACAUGUUGUACUGACUCCUAAAGCUUGAAAAGUAAAUAUUUUUCUACACGGUAAACUUUAUGCUCACAAACCAUAGUUGUGGUUGCCACAGUGGCCUGGCUGUCCUCUCCCUGCUUGAGCUACAAGCAUGGAGAUUUUAGUUGUCCAUCUAAAAUCAAAAGUUAUUCAUCUAAAAUCAAAUCUCAGUUUGAUCUUAUGUCAAUCAAACUGAGAUAAAUCCAAUUAAUUUCAGUGUUUUUCUGGUUUUAAAUAGUUAAAUGUGUGAAUCAUAGUUGCAUAGUUUGUUGUUAGCCAGUUAUAAAUUAGCAUCAUAUUACCUUUGCAGACACUUUGUUUUACUUUUGAAGGGAGAAACCUCUGAAGAGCAGUAUGAUAACAGUGCUAACUGUCCUGAACCAGCUUUGACCUAAUCAAUAUUUACCUUUUUUACACAUUUUUAUACCACUUUUUAGUCUGGGAUGUUUUUUUUUAUUUUUUAACUACUGAAUAGAAAUAAAGUGAUGCUGAAUUAAUAUAAACAGCUUUUAUUCACACCAGUAACAUAAAAAGCUCUGCUUAGGGUUUAAUAAAGUUGACCUUUACAAAAGCCCUAGUUAAAGCAAGCAAUAAAACAGAGGAAACACACAAACACUUAUACAACUGCAUAUAAUAACAGUAGAAAAAUGCACAAUAGUGCAGACCCAUGUAAGCUUUGUUUGUCUGUUUUAAGCCCUUUCUUUCACUUGGCAUGUAAAAGCUCAAACUAUUUCACAGAUGAAGUCCUUCACUUGUUUGUUUGUUUUUUAUUUGAGGUCCCAUAAUAAUGCGCAAAAAGCUUUUCUAUCCCAAAUAUAGUUUGGGUUUUUUGUAGGGAGCUAUUUUGGUGGUUAUGCUAAUGUUAGCUUUUACUCUAAAGACUCAUUAAACCCAUGGUCUAAUUCAUUUUUUUUAUUAUAAUACCCACCAGCCAGGACAAACAUUUUUUAAAUGUGGGUGUAACACGGUCCUAGUUUGAGCUGAGAUAGCUGUUACUGUGUUAGCCAUCUUUUUAGCUCCAAAGCUAACCGGACAGCAUCUGAAAGAAGCUAAUAUUUCAAGUUUAUGCUAGCUUAGAAGUGAUUGAGUCAAACAGGGGACAAACUGGAUUCUACUGGUUGAAAUUUGUUUUUAACUUUUCCAUCUAAAUACGUGACUUUGUGAAUCCUUAUGAGUCACAAUGAUCACCAAUUUCAUAAAUUUGUAUAAGAUUGUGGUGGCAAGCUGCCAACAAGGGCAGAAAAAGGGGCCAAUAGAGGAUUUCUUUGGGGUUACAUUUUGGCCCUAUAUUGAUCAUUUAUAGGCUUGAUACAAGAUAGCUGACUUCAUGGGUAAAACUGUAAAUGUGGCCCAUAUGGGUCCAUCCAUCCAUCCAUUUUCUUACACCCUUGUCCCUCAGUGGGGUCGG